Molecule: messenger RNA, 856 nt
Organism: Leptopilina heterotoma
Lineage: Eukaryota; Metazoa; Arthropoda; Insecta; Hymenoptera; Figitidae
Gene: tsu
Product: RNA-binding protein 8A
Exons: 4
Coding region: 119-592 (157 amino acids)
Biological process (GO): RNA splicing
Cellular component (GO): cytoplasm; nucleus; exon-exon junction complex
Molecular function (GO): mRNA binding
Source: RefSeq, a predicted model, not a curated record
UUCUCAUCCCUGAAAGCACACGGCAAACAUUUGUUAACCAAAAAUUGUGCUGAUACUAAAAUAUUCUCAGUUUUACUUAAAAAGUUUAAGUAAUAGAAUCGCUAAAAAAUAUUUAACAAUGGCAGAUGUUUUAGACAUUGACAAUGCAGAAGAGUUCGAAGUUGAUGAUGAAGGAGAUCAAGGAAUUGCCAGGCUUAAGGAAAAAGCAAAGAAAAGGAAGGGCAGAGGCCAUGGUUCAGAGCUUGUUUCCGUUCGAGACGAUGUGGGACAUUACGAAUCAAUGAACGUUGUUGAAGACAACGACGACGAGCCGGGACCACAAAGAUCGGUUGAAGGAUGGAUUUUAUUCAUUAAUUCUGUUCAUGAAGAAGCUCAGGAAGACGACAUUCAUGAUAAAUUUUCCGAAUUUGGAACGAUAAAAAAUUUACAUUUAAAUUUGGACAGAAGAACUGGAUUUCUUAAAGGUUAUGCUCUGGUGGAAUACGAAACAUUUAAAGAAGCUCAAGCUGCAAAAGAGGAACUUAAUGGCAAAGAAAUUUUGGGUCAAGCCAUUUCAGUCGACUGGUGCUUCGUUAAAGGUCCCAAAAAGUAAAAUCAAAAAGAGGAGUCACAGGAGACGUUAGAAGUAAUUUACGUAGAAUUAGUAAAUAACAUUGGACUAAAAUUUCUAAAAAAAAUGAAUAAUGAGAGGGACUAUAUUAAGGAGCUAUUUGUUAAGUAAAAUUAAUAAGGAAAUAAAAGUAAAUAACGAAUCCUAAGUGAUUGUAUUUAUCUGGAACAAAGUUUAAAAAGAAAACAUUUGAAAAUGUACUACAAAUAAUUUUGUUUAUUCUUAAAUAUACGCUCACAUAACAUA